Messenger RNA from Oncorhynchus keta (chum salmon), 3928 nucleotides. RefSeq names its product progranulin-like. The record is from RefSeq and is a predicted model, not a curated record. Lineage: Eukaryota; Metazoa; Chordata; Actinopteri; Salmoniformes; Salmonidae. The transcript is spliced from 5 exons. Gene Ontology annotation, cellular component: extracellular region. The coding region runs from base 164 to 961 and encodes 265 amino acids.
GACAAACAUGGGGAAAUUAGAUAAAGUUACUUAUUUGUUAUAAAAAGUGGGAGGAUCAAAUCUAGUGUAUGAAUUGGUCAAGGAUUCAUGCAGUCACCCCAUUGUGUAAUCUUAUCACAGGAAGUGUUUGGAUCAGUAAAGUGAGCUCAAUAUCAAGGCUAAGAUGUGGAGCAUAGCUGCAUUGGUGUUAGUGCUGACAGGGUCUGCCUCUUGCUACAUCACGUGCCCUGGUGGGAAGGUCUGCUCUGAUCAAACAACCUGUUGUUUGACUAAAGGAGGAUAUGCCUGCUGUCCAGUUCCCAAUGCGGUGUGUUGCUCUGACAUGGCCCACUGUUGCCCGUCAGGCUUCAACUGCAAUGUCAUCACCCAGAAGUGUGAGAAAGGCGACCAUUCAUGGAGCAGUGUGCCCAUGCUGAACAAGGUGGCUGCAGAGGAACCAAGCUCUCCUGUCUCUGCUCCGCUCGAAUCUGACAGCAGCCCUGUCCAGAGCAAUGCAAUGGAGAGCUCCAUGGUCGGCAAGGUGCAAUGUGACAACUAUUAUGCUUGUCCCGAUGGCACCACCUGCUGCCACCACCCCACAGGCCUGUGGUUCUGCUGUCCUUACUCUCCUGGUAGGUGCUGUCUAGAUGGGUACCACUGCUGUCCCUAUGGCUAUGACUGUGACCCCACAUACACAAAGUGUGUGAGGUACGGCAACCUGAGGUACCCUUUUGCUCCGAGGCAGGCCCCUUCAAUGAUCGAAGCCAUCAAGGUCUCCAAACCGGAAAACAAGGUCCAUGAUCAGGUCUCAUGGACAGCUCUAGUUCAGGCUACUGACAGCACGCCACAGGCUGGAGUCACUCACUGUGACACUAAAUUCUAUUGUCCUUCUGCAACCAGCUGCUGCAAGGGACCUAAUGGCAAAUGGGGAUGUUGCCCAUUCCCACUGGUAAAUAUACUGAAAGUGUUGGGUGUACUCUAGAGGGGAUUUAAUACAACUGACAUUAAAUACCACUGAGCUAUCAUUUGAUAAAGUAGUAUAUCAAUGUUAUGUAGGUAGAGCAUGUUUAAUAAUGUAAUUAACAUUUUAUCUGUAGUGCACGUGCAGAGCAGUGUGAAAUGUUUUAAUCAAAUCAAAUGUUAUUUGUCACAUGCGCUGAAUACAACAGGUGUAGACCUCACAGUGAAAUGCUUCCUUACAAGCCCUUAACCAACAAUGCAGUUAAGAAAAAUACCUAAAAAAAAGUAACAAAUAAAAGUAACAAAUAAUUCAAGAGCAGCAGUAAAAUAACAAUAGCGAGGCUAUAUGCAGUUGAAGUCAGAAGUUUACAUACACUUAGGUUGGAGUCAUUAUAACUCGUUUUUCAACCACUCCACAAAUUUCUUGUUAACAAACUAUAGUUUUGGCAAGUCGGCUAGGACAUCUACUUUGUGCAUGACACAAUACAUUUUUCCAACAAUUGUUUACAGACAGAUUAUUUCACUUAUAAUUCACUGUAUCACAAUUCCAGUGGGUCAGAAGUAGAGGUCGACCGAUUAUGAUUUUUCAACGCCUAUACCAUACAGAUUAUUGGAGGACCAAAAAAGUUGAUUAAUCGGCCGAUUACAUUUUCUUUUUGAAAUGUAUUUGUAAUAAUGACAAUUACAACAAUACUGAAUUAACACUUAUUUUCAAUAAAAUCAAUUUAGCCUCAAGUAGAUAAUGAAACAUGUUCAAUUUGGUUUAAAUAAUGCAAAAACAAAGUGUUGGAGAAGAACGUAAAAGUGCAAUAUGUGCCAUGUAAGAAAGCUAACGUUUCAGUUCCUUGCUCAGAACAUGAGAACAUAUGAAAGCUGGUGGUUCCUUUUAACAUGAGUCUUCAAUAUUCCCAGGUAAGAUGUUUUAGGUUGUAGUUAUUAUAGGACUAUUUCCCUCUAUACCAUUUGUAUUUCAUGAACCUUUGACUAUUGGAUGUUCUUGUGGACACUUUAGUAUUGCCAGUGUAACAGUAUAGCUUCCGUCCCUCUCCGCCCUGGGCUCGAACCUGCAACACAACAGCCACCACAUCGAAGUGGCGUUAUCCAUGCAGAGCAAAGGAAACAACCACCCCAAGGCUCAGAACGUGUGAAGUUUGAAACGCUAUUAGCGCGCGCUAACUAGCCAGCCAUUUCACUUCGGUUACACCAGCCUCAUCUCAGGAGUUGAUAGGCUUGAAGUCAGAAACAGCACAAUGAAGAGCUGCACGAAAGUGCUGUUUGAAUGAAUGUUUACGCUCCUGCUUCUGCCUACCAUCGCUCAGAUACUUAGAUACUUGUAUGCUCAGUCAGAUUAUAUGCAACACAGGACGUGCUAGAUAAUAUCUAGUAAUAUCAUCAACCGUGUGUAGUUAACUAGUGAUUAUGAUUGAUUGUUUUUUAUAAGAUAAGUUUAAUGCUAGCUAGCAACUUACAUUGGCUUACUGCAUUUGCGUAACAGGCUUGUGGAGUGCAAUGAGAGAGAGGCAGGUCGUUAUUGCGUUGGACUAGUUAACUGUAAUCUUGCAAGAUUGGCUCCCCGAGCUGACAAGGUGAAAAUCUGUCUUUCUGCCCCUGAACGAGGCAGUUAACCCACCGUUCCUAGGCCGUCAUUGAAAAUAAGAAUGUGUUCUUAACUGUCUUGCCUAGUUAAAUAAAGAUUAAAUAAAGGUGUAAUUAAAAAAAAAAAAUUGGCAAAUAGGCCAACAAAAAUACAGAUUUCCGACUGUUAUGAAAACUUGAAAUCGGCCCUAAUUAAUCGGCCAUUCCGAUUAAUCGGCCGACCUCUAGUCAGAAGUUUAUGUACAUUAAGUUGACUGUGCCUUUAAACAGCUUGGAAAAUCCCAGAAAAUUAUGUCAUGGCUUUAGAAGCUGCUGAUAGGCUAAUUGACAUAAUUUGAGUCAAUUGGAGGUGUACUUGUGGAUGUAUUUCAAGGCCUACCUUCAAGCUAUAUAUCUAAUAACAAAAAGUGCAAACAAAAGAAAAGUUAAUAGCUAUCUAUUGUUGUCUAGCUCCUCCAACCAAAACUCACCUUCCAUUGAACGUGUUAGCACCACUGUUUAGGUGACAGAUGAGGGCGCUAUAAUCUUGCUUUGUUGAGAUCAUGUCAAGUAUGUCCUGUGUUUAUGCAAAUUAAUAAAAGCAUAUAUCAGUCUACGUAAAUUGAAAUGAUGCAUAUGGAAGCAGUACUAACACUAAACAGAAACGGAGUGUCUGAUCCGACUAUUCAAUGGACUCCUGGGGGAUCAGAGUGACAGGAGGAUAGGGAAUGGCCUGGACAGUCGGAAAUUCAGGGAUAUUCCCCACAACACCUUUGAAAUGACUGAUGACAUGAUCAUGGAUCGAGGUAGGUGUCACUUUUGUCACAUGAAACAGAAUGUAAGCACCAAAUAAAGUAUGAUACUGAUGUGGUAAGGUAUCACAAAAAAAUUGGUAUUAUAUUCCAGUCUUUUGCGCAUUUGACAAGGACAACGACAGCUACGUCAGUGUGAAAGAGUGGACCGAGGGACUAUCAGGCUUUCUCCAUGGGACAUAGGAUGAAAAAAUAAAGUUUAAGAAAGCUAUAAAGUGUAUCAUGUAGGCUUUUUGACUGUUAUCUACGAUAUUUCUACCCAUGUAUGGUCCCCCAUUUGGUUUUCACAGCUUUGAUGUGUAUGACUUGGGUACAUUUCCCGGGAAGAGACCAUGACAGCAGACUGUCCUAUGCAGACUUUGAAAAGGCAGUGAGAGAUGAGAAUCUAUUGCUUGAGGCUUUUGGAACCUGCCUUCACGAUGCCAAGGUGACCCUUGAAGUUAAGACUGUAAAAACAGUGUAAUGACUUGUCUGUCUGGAUUGGACAAUAUUUUGCCUUUGUCUGACAUGUUCUUUCCUUUGGUGUUACAGAGCAUAUUGGCAUUUGAGCAGGUUGCAUUCCAGGAUCCACUUGAGCGUUAAGGACAUCACUAAGUUAUUCA